CCGCGAUACGAAUCGGUUGUGCUUUUUUGGCGUGUCGCUCUUUUUUCGGCCGCGCGAUCGAGCCUUCUGUCCACUUCUGUGUACUACUCACUACCCUUUUCGAGUACUCCUCCAGUGUCGUCCGUUGCGUUUGCGCGCGUUUUGCUUAUCCGUUUGGGUCUCUGUACCGCGAAGUUCGAGUGUUUCUGGAGUGUGUCGUAGGGACCUCUGAACCGCGCGUGUGGUUCCCGCGUGAAGAAUUGGUGCUUUGCUAGUGGUGACAACGGCUGCAGCAAAAUCAGUGAUAUCUAGAUAAGCAACUCCGUAAACGUAGUGUGCAUCUUGGUGGUGCGAAGAUCGUGGUGUUGAAUUCUCGUGUUUGGGGGUUUCAGUGUUUCGGCUAGCAAGUUUACAGCAAAAAUCUUCUGAGUGCACCUCCUGCAGAGUGGGUGAUCCCCUCCGUCCAGUGACCGGAAGUGGCCGGUAGUCCCCCGCGAGGGACCAACCCCCUUUAUUUCGACCCUUUCCGAACCCUUCGACGCCGCCGGGACCGGUUUCGCGCCGCGGGAGAUGGCCUUCUCGAGGGCCCACUGCUACUAUUACGGUAGCAUCUUGCUACUGUUGCUCUACUUUGGGGCCACCCUGGUCCAGAGUGGGGCACCGGUUCGACCCGGCACGGGCAACCCGUCGCCGCGACUUCCGCGGACGAGCGCCAGCCAGCUGUCGGCCCAGAAUGGCAACACCACCGGAACGCGUAACUUGACCGCCAAGAAUCUCACCACCCAGCAGACACGUGGGAACUACAGAUCAAGGGAGCAGCAGCUGCUGAAUGUGUUCGAAGUGGUGGUAUCGACGUUGGAGGGCAAACUCCAGCGGAUAGACAACCUGGACAAGGCGGUGGAGCAUCUGAUGCGACGGGUGGAAUCGUUGGACAACAAGAUGGCAGACAACAUCCACAAGACCGAUUCGGUCAUCUCGAAGCUACGAAACCUGGACAGCAAACUUACCAGCGAGGAUGAUCGCCCGAACAGUGUGCGAACAGCCAAGUCCACCAACAGUUUGGACAGUAGAUUAGUCUCACUGGACCAAAAAGUCAGCGAUAUCGAUCACAAGCUCAACGGGCUCAAGAACCAAAUCGACAGUAACUUCCUCCCAGUUGACGACAUCAACGCCGAAGCCAGUGAGCGCAAAACGGUCAGCAUGAACGUGGCGGAGAUUACCAAGGCGAUGCACUCCGAAGUCAUGGGACACAUCACCAAGGAACUCGGCCAGUUGCGAUCGAUCUCCGAAGGAAUCGACAAGAAGCUGCAGUUCCACAUCAACAUAGUUUCGGAAAACCUCGGCAAAACCAUCAACCUGCUCAACGAAGUGCACGACGCCGUCGUUGACCACAACAUCAACUUCAGCUACAACAGCACCUCGACCCUGCCACCGUUCGUCAAAGCCAGCAAGAUCGACAUCCUGGUCAAGCAAAUCCGCCCAAUCAUGUCGGUGUCGGAAAAGAUGGACGAAGUCUGGGACGUCGUCGUGGGUACCAAGAGUUCCGUCGACGACCUGGUGCCCAAAUCGGACGCGCUGCUCACCCAGAACCAGCGCCAGGAGCGGGCGAUCGGCGAGAUUCACCACGAUCUCAAGACCAAAACCAACCUGAUCAUCAACAACCUCGACAUGGUGGAGAAGCGGCUCAAGAAGCAGGAGGACGACGUGGCGGUGCUGGCCCAGCGCCCCGUCCCGGCGGAACUUCUGAUGGAUCCGACGAUCGACCGGCUGGUGGAAUACGAUCCCAACAGAUACUCGAUCGUUGAGGACUUCACGGAGCCCCUUCCCACAACGACCUACCCUUCGCUAUCCUCCUCCUCAACGGCCAGCAGUAGCAGUAGCAGCAGCAGCAGCAGCACAACCACCGCCAGCAACCAGAUCCCGGCGAGCACCAGCAGCAACACCAUCACCAGUGGCAACAGCAGCCAGACCGUCCAGGCCGGAGGUAAAACCGUUUCGCGCAAGGGUGGUAUCAUCUUCCCCAGUGUGAAGAACAAACCGUCCGUGCUGAACAACACCUUCGCCACCGACAGCCUGCUCUUCAAGGACAUUAAAGGAUUCUCCUGUACCGACCUGAUGAACGCCGGCAUGCGCCAGUCCGGCGUGUACUACCUGCAGAUCCGCGGCACGACCUACUGGUUCCUCAAAGUCUUCUGCGAGCAGGAGAUCGCCGACGGCGGAUGGACUGUCAUUCAACGGCGUGACGACUUUGGCGAACCCCGGGAGAACUUCAACCGCGACUGGGCCGACUACAAGAACGGCUUCGGCGAUCCGGGCAAGGAAUUCUGGCUCGGCAACGAGAACAUCUACAUGCUGACGAACAACGAGGACUACUCGCUCCGGGUCGAGCUGGAAGAUUUCGAAGGAAACAAACGGUACGCACAAUACUCCCACUUCAAGAUCCACUCCGAGCAGGACUACUACAAGCUGGAGAUUGACGGGUACGAGGGUACCGCCGGAGACUCGCUGAACGAUCCCUGGUAUGGCUCGAACAAUAGCCCCUUCUCGACGUACAACCGCGACAACGACCGGAGUUCGCUCAACUGUGCCAGUAUGCUCAAGGGCGGCUGGUGGUGGAAGUCAUGCGGCCGAGGCCUGAACGGUCUCUAUCUGCACGACCCGCAGGACCUGACCGCCCGGCAGGGCAUCGUCUGGUUCCGCUGGAGGGGCUGGGACUACACGCUCAAGAAGGCCACCAUGAUGAUCAAACCGCGAGGACCCCAGGCCGCAGCCCAGCAACAACAACAGCAGCAACAACAGCAGCAGCAGCAACAGCAACAAGGGGGCGGUUCGACGACGACGUAAUAGUGAUAUUUUUUUCGUUUUGUUUUAUGUUUUGUUUUUCCUUUUAUUUUCGGAAAACUUUUUCGCACAAAAACUCCAAUUUUGUACAAACUCUGUUUUCUCUAAACGCCUCUUUUUCCCACAC
Culex quinquefasciatus (southern house mosquito) is the source of this 2947-nucleotide messenger RNA. RefSeq names its product angiopoietin-2. The transcript has 8 exons. The record is from RefSeq and is a predicted model, not a curated record. The coding region runs from base 550 to 2823 and encodes 757 amino acids. Lineage: Eukaryota; Metazoa; Arthropoda; Insecta; Diptera; Culicidae.